This is a messenger RNA of Lottia gigantea (owl limpet), 3843 nucleotides long. RefSeq lists its product as hypothetical. The transcript has 2 exons. The record is from RefSeq and is a predicted model, not a curated record. NCBI's taxonomy places the organism in Eukaryota, Metazoa, Mollusca, Gastropoda, Lottiidae. The coding region runs from base 1 to 3843 and encodes 1280 amino acids.
AUGGAGAGCUUGAACACAGCGCUUGUGUUAAUCCUUGCCUAUAUAUUAACAUUGGUGCGAGCCAAUGACCCUGUUAUACCCACACCAAAUCCAAUAUGUACACAGGUGCUCACCACACCUAGAGGAUCUCUAAAGACACCCAAUUUUCCAGAACAUUAUCCACGGGAUAUAUUCUGCAGAUGGAAAAUUGUUGCAAAUACAUUUGAUGGAAUUCAACUAACGUUUCUUACUUUCAACCUUCCACUUUCCAACCAAGGUCAAUCAUCAAACGAGUUGAUUGCUUAUCAAUCUGAUCCCACUUUGACGGACACUAAUCCAGAUAUUGUGUAUAGUGGCUUAAAACAACAGGGAUUUAGUGUUUCCUUCAAUACGAGUGUUUUAUGGCUGGAGUUUCAAGCUGCUGCUAAUCUAACAGGAAUUCCCAAAGGAGAAAUCAUUGGCUUUUCUAUCAGAUACCAAGUGUUUUCUUUAAAGGAGUCAUGUAAAGCACCAGGAAAACCUGAUCAUGGUUCUGUAUUGGGAGACUCUCUAUUUCUUGGAUCUUCAGUAGAUUACUCAUGUGACCCAGGAUUUCGAUUGGAAGGUUCACAAACCGCCACGUGUAUCAGUAAUAAUUCCUUACAAGUUUGGUCAUCUGCUGUACCCGAAUGUAUCCCUUCAUGUAUUCAACCAGACAGUCCUGUCAAUGGAAUACGGAAUGGCUCGGACGUUAAUAUCAAUUCUAAUAUAACAUUUGAUUGCAACGAACCAUUUCUUAUACAAGGUGCUUCAAUCAUAACGUGUCAAAGACAAAGUAAUGGUGGUGGGGCUUGGAGUGCCCGUGUUCCAACAUGUAUUAUUCCAAAUUGCUCAAACCCUAUAGCAUUAACAGAACCAUCUGGUGCAUUGGUCAAUCCAUCCUUCCCUAUGGAGUUUGUGCUAAAACUAAAUAUAGAAUGCACGUGGAAAAUAGUAGCAUAUGUAGGUCAAGCCAUACAAUUCACCAGUUUAUACUUCGAUAUUCCCAACGAUGAUCAGAGUUUUGUGGAGUUUUCGGACGUUGUGAAUGCUAGUAGAAUAGCGUUUGAUAGAAUCACUGGAGAAACCAAUUCUAUAAAUGCUGUUAGUACAUCAAAUAAAGUUGAAAUCCUCUAUCAUGGCCCAACGCAGCAACCCAUCAAUUUCCGAGGAUUUUACAUCAAGUACGUUGUUAUUGAUGCUAUUGGUGUGUCAACACCAACACCACAGGCAACGACUUCAACAACACAAACAACAAUUACAUCUACAACUUUGAUAACGACUACUGUUCCUUCAACUUUAGAAACAAGUGAACCCACAACACCUGUUACAUCUACGGCUAACGUUACGACUGCGUUUCUUGGCAAUACAGAUCAGAAGGGCGAUGAUGAUGGUGCGACUAAGAUAGCCAUUGGCGUGACAAUACCUUUGUUAAUAUUGUUUAUCAUUGCUGGCUUUGUGUUCUAUAAAUGGUAUCGCCGAAAGUAUCCUGUCAGAAUGAUACUGGGACGAGAUUUUGGUAAAUUUGAAAACCCAGAUUAUCAAAACACACAUUCCACGUUAUCUUUGGUUCGGCAAGAUGCUGAUGAUUACUUCAAAGAUGCGACAUCUAAAAAUGUUUCAACUGUGAGUCUGAAUACCAGAUCGGGACAUGAUAAUCUAGCAUUUGAGACCGAAAAAGAUUUUAAGAAUUAUAACCCCUCUGAUGGAGACGAUCUAGUGAAACGAAAGAGCUUUUUAUUCAAAUCUUUAGACGAACACCAUAAUUGGAUGGAAACCGAAUUUGCCUCAGCUAGUAGUUCAAAAUCAGAAGACAGUAUUUAUUCUAAAGCUAAAGCGAUAAAAACAGAAAGUGAUAAUAUUUCAGGUGAUAAUGAACACGAACCAUCCAAUGAUAAGGAACAUGACCCUGUUAGUGAUAACGGUACUCAAAAUAAAAUCCAUCUUUCUCAAGAGGAACUACAUAACCUCAAAAAUGCCAAAGAACAUUUCCUGAAGAACACCGAAACUAUUGUCCCAGAAUCCGUGAAACGAACACGUGCGUAUACACAGGAUGAAGCUCCAAAGAAGGCCUCAGAAGCCGUUUCAGCACGUUUCAGAUCGCAAUCUGCAGACAAUGUUACAAUGAUUCAAUUUAACAAUGAUAAAAAAGACAUUGAAAUCUCUGUAUCGCGAAACGAAAGCUCCUCAUCUAGUGAUAUUGUUUCAUUAAAAACAAGAGAUUCUGAGACAGAGCUGAAGAACGAAGUACCACGCAAAUCGAGUGACAUUUCAUUGAAAAGUGACAAAAUCAAAAACGAAGGCCAAUUUACUUUGAAUUCCUCGGUUGACUCAGGUCAUUCUGAAGAAACACGUUCAGAAAGUCAUGCAGAAGGGUCACAUCAUUCCAGUGUCAGUAAUGAUUCUUACUAUAUAGACGUUCUGGAGGAUGCAGAGUUAUCAGAUAAUGGAUCUGUGACAGACAUUCCUUUAAAACUUAAAAAUAAAAGUGAAAGUGUAGCGUCCUUGAGGGGAGAAAUUGAAGCAUUGGAUGAGUAUGAUGCUAUUGCCCCAGGCGAGAGAUCCAAAGAGAUAUUCUUAUCUGACACAGACAUGCCUAAUAAUUCCCUUGAACACAAUCAGAAUGACUCAAUCAACGAUGAAAGCUUGAGUCACAAUGGAAGCCAACUAGUCGAUGAUGCAAUACUCCCAACGGAUGAUAAAAUGAUAAUGCGGUCGCAUUCGGACACUGUGUCAUCUUCAUCAUCUUCUUCGUCUUCUUCAUCUUCAUCCAAAACAUCAACCAGAUCGAGGAGUUCUGGUGAGGGUAUUAGGAAAAGACGUAGAAAGAAAAGAUCGAGGUCUGAUUUGGCUGACAAUGGUAAAAAUGAAUCAAGCUCUGAAGAUGAACUGAGCGUUAUUAAUAUCGAAGUGGUGAACCCAGAGGAAUAUCCACAAGAUGUAAGAGGUAUUGAAGAACCAGAUGCAAGGCUCUCUGGAGCAGAUUUGACCACUGUUUUACAACAAAGUCCAUCCAAUAAUGAUGAACAUAAUGAUUCAACACAUUCCUCCGGAAAUCUAGAAAACACAUACACCAACUCACUAGAAUCAAAACCAAAUUUCGAAGACCCUAACGAUCCGUAUAAUGAAAGUGUUAGUUUAGCAGAAUCGGACAAUGUUGCAAGUCAAUCCGACAAGGACUCUAGUCUUUCCAUUAUUGAUUCAAACGAAUUGCCGGGAAAUGAUCCUAAAGACGAACCUUUAAGGUCACCAAACGAUCCAGUAGAAGAAGGAUUGUCUCGUCCAACAGUUCAUGAUAAUUCCUUCACAGCUGAUAGUGUGAGUGUUCAUUCAACCACAAUUUCAUCCAUUGCAUCACUGUCCUCUGAUGACGAAGGUGAAUAUAUGAUCAACCCAGAACUAAAUGUUGCUAGUCCCCAUGUUGGUGGGGCCGACGAAAUUUUGCAUAGUCCCCAUGUUGCUGGUGCUGUCAAUAUACCAUCUACGUCCGAGUCACAACCGGGAUCUCCGUCUCGCUCCAAUUCUAGUGUGGCAUCUAGUCCAGAUUCGGCUAUAAGGUCACAAGACAAUCUGCCUUUAAAAAAUGAAAGCAUAACGACGAAUAUUGCCUCUCCAAGUGCCAAACCUGUGAGUCAACUCAGUUUAUCUGGUAGUGAUAGUGAUGACCAUGCAAUUACUGAUGAUGAUAUAGUGAAAGCUUUAGAAGACAUUGAUUCAGAUGAGGAUUCUGACUUUCAACCAAUGGCUACCAGUGAACUUGUUCCUCGGAAACCAGUUAAACCAAGAAGUAUAUCGAUAGAACAUAAUUUUGAAUUUGAUGAUGACGAUGAUGAUAUUGAUGUAUAG